Molecule: messenger RNA, 4272 nt
Organism: Ectocarpus siliculosus
Lineage: Eukaryota; Phaeophyceae; Ectocarpales; Ectocarpaceae
Source: the annotation of a GenBank genome assembly
AUGGUCAAAGACAAGGCGAAGACGUACAUCUCCAAGCUGAACGAGGAGAAAGCGGCGCUUGCGAAGGAGCUGCAAGACAAGUCCAACGUCCUGGCCGGGGUGAAGGAUAAGACCAAGGCGUACGUGGAGAAGCUCAACAAGGACAAGACGGCGGCGUUGGCGGUCCUCGAAGACCAGGUGAAGGACAGAGACGGGCGGUUGCUGCGGGCGAAGGAGCUGCUGCAGGCCAAGCUGGCGGCCAAAGACGAGGAGCUCCAAGCGGCGCAGGCGGAGGCUAAGACCCUCCGGGACCAGGCCGAGUCAGCUGCGGCGGUGUCAGGCCACGACCCCCAAGCAAACGGAGGCAGCGCCGGUGCUGAUUCACCGAGUGAGGAGGCCGUGGCGGCGGCGCGAGCCGCUGCCGAGGAAGAGAUAAAGUCUCUGAAGGGGGAGUUGCAGCGUGUGUCGGAGGCGUUGGAGGCAUGUGAAGCGUCCAGGACUGAGACCGAGACUCUUCUCGCCGAAACCAAGCAGGCAGCGGAGGAGGCCACCGGGAGGGUGACGGCCGCGGCGGGGGGGCGGGACGACGCCUUGGCUCGUGCAGAAACCCUGCAGGCCUCCCUGGAGGCAGCGGCCGCCGCUGCGGCCGCCGCUGAGAGCGCGGCGCGACAAAAGGCGGAGGAAGAGCUGGAGGAGGUUCGAAGAGGUUCUGCCUCGGAUUUGGAGCGGGAGCAGGCUGCCGUGAGGGCCCUCGAGGAGCGCCUCGCGCAGGCGCAACAGGCGGCGCAGUCCGCGGCCGAAGGCCUUCGGGCGGAGCUGGCCGACAGCGAGGCCGCUAGGGCGGAGGCCGGAACGGCCGCGGCGGAUUCCCUCGCCAAAGCGGUGGCGGAGGCAACCGAAGCGGCGGAGAAGGAAGCCGCCGCUGAUGCUAGCGAUGCAGCGGCGGCGGCGGCGGCGGCGCAAGAGUCAGCGGCUGCGGCGGCAGCAGCACAAGAGUCGACGAUAGAAGAGCUGCGGUCGAAGCUGGCCGAGAGCGAGGCCGCUAGAAUGGAAGAGUCGGGGGACAAGUCGGAGGCGGCGGCGGCGGCGCUUUCGCAGGCGGAAGCUGGUAGGGCCGAAGCCGAGUCGGAGGCGGCGAGGCGGGAGGAAGCCCUUAGAGCGCAGGUGGCGGGCAUGGAGGUGGAGGUUGCCAGUCUUCGGGAAGAGCUUCGCGUUGCAGAGGAGGAAAAAGAAGUCGCGGCAGCGGCGGCAGCGGCGGCAGCGGCGGUGGAGAAGGACACGGACGGGGCCGGGAGCUCGGCAGAAGGGUCGUGUGUGGCGAGCGGCGAACCGCCGGUAGCUGCAGUGGACAGCACCGACGGGGGUGCCGCAGAAGACGGUGCGGCGGCGGCGGCGGCGGCGGCGGACGCGAAGGAGGAGGUGGAUGCCCUCGUCCGUCGCAUCGCCGCCCUAGAGGAGGAGCUGGCAACGUCGAAGCUUGCUCUGCACCGGCAGGAGGAGCAGGCGGCGGCAGCGGCAGCGGCAGCGGCAGCGGUGGAGGCGGCGACGGCGGGUACGGAAGAGGAGAUGGAGGCAAUACGGGAACGUCUGCGGGUUGCGGAGCAGGAGACAGCGGACCUGUCAGCAGAGCUGUCGAGCGAAAAGGAAGCGGCAGCGGCGGCAGUGACGGCGGCGGCGGCGGCGGCGGGUACGGAGGAGGAAAUGGAGGUACUACGGGAACGUCUGCGAGUUGCGGAGCAGGAGACAGCUGAUCUGUCGGCAGAGCUGUCGAGCGAAAAGGAAACGGCAGUGACGGCAGCGGCGGCGGCAGCGGCGGCACUAGAAGCGACACAAGCGGCGAAGGACCAAGAGACCGCGGAAGAGGCGGCGACGGCAAGCGCGGCGGCGGCGGCAUCGGAGGAGGCCCUCAACGCCGCCCGACGCGAGACCGAAAAGGCCUUGGAGGAUUCCGACAAGCAGGCCGAGGAGCUCUCGUCGAGGCUGAUGGGCGCCCUGGAGGAGCGGGAGGAGGGCCGACGGCGCGAAGCCGCCGUUGCGAAGGAAGCCGGACGGCUCCGGGAGGAGCUGGCGGGGGCCACGGGGGAGCUCGAGCGGGCGCGGGCCGAGGUGAAGGGCCGGGACGCCGCGGCGGACGAGAGCGCCAGCGUGUGGGCCAGCAGGGUUAAGGAGUUGGAGGAGAAGAUGGAGGCGGCGGAGGCAGGAGCUGUCGAGGCCGUCAAGGCUCUAGAGGACGCGCUGACGCAGCGGGAGCAGGAGGCGGAGCGGCUGACGGAGGAGGCGGCAGGGCUAAGGAAGGAGACGUCCCUCGUUAAGGCGGAGCUCGAGGCUAGGGGCGAGGCCUUGCGGCAGGCCAAGCUAGACCUGGCCUCCGUGUUGGAGGACUCCACCGCCACCGGCGCGAAGCUUUCGGAGGCGAGGUCGUCGCUGGAGAAGACACAGGCGGCCCUCGUGGAGGCCGAGGCGAGGCUGGAGAGCGAGAGCGCCGCUAACGCCGGGCUCAAGGCCGCGGUUAUGGAGACGAACGAGACCGUGUCGAAGCGAGUGGACGUCCUCCGAGACGCUAUCGAGAAGGUGGAAGCGGAGCGAGACGCCGCCGCCGCAGACGUAGCCUCGAGCAAGACUCAGCUCCAAGCCCUUCAGGCCCAGGUGGCGUCCCUGCUGAAAGAGAACGCUGGUGCGAAGACGGAGGCCGGGCUGAGGGUGGGCGACCUGCAGCAGCGGUUAACGGCGGCCCAGGACGAGCUUGGUCGAGAAAGAGAGGCGAUCGCCGAAAGAAAGAAAGAGAUGCAGGCGUACGCAGAGGCGAUGGGAAGGGAGGGAGAAACUCUCCGCGCUGCCACUAAGGAGGCGCAGGCCAUCGCGGCAAGGGCUACGGCGGCCGAAAGCGAGAGCAAGUCCUGCGUGGCGCUCGUGAGGCGGGACGGGGAGGCGGCCGCGUCCAGCCUGAGGCAGGCGCUGGAGAAGCAGGCGGCAGAGGCCAGCCGCACCGUGGCAGCACUCGAGGAGCGGAAUGCCGCUCUCGAAUCCGAAACUUUGAGGUUGCGACAUCUCAUGAUGACCGAGACUGGCGAGAGGGAGGAAAAGGCACAGGGGCUCGAACAAAGCCUGGUAACAAAGAUCGAGGAGGCCAACCUCCACAAGAAGAAGCGGCUGGAGGCGCGGUCGAUGAUGAUCUCCCUCGACAAGACGCUGGAAGCCGAGAGAGACGGGCACAAAGCGGUCGGCCACGCCCUGCAGUACAAGCUUGUGCCCAAGGCCAUCGACCAGGCAACGGUGCUGGAGCGGGUGGUGAUGACGGCAGAGCUGUCGGUGCACCGCUUGUCGAGGGCCGGGGGCGUUAGGCUGGCCACCAACCUACAGGCGGCCCAAUCAAGCCUGGCGCGGCUUCGGGGGAGGGUGGCGGGUGCCGACGAACCUCCGGUCGCUUGGCACCAGCAGCAGUCCUCCGAUUUGUCCAGGGUAGCUCUCAUGGGCGGCAGCGGCAGCGGCAGCGGCAUGAUCGGCGGGGCGCCUGAGGACGCGAGCUCGAGCGUCAUAUCGGACAGGUUGGACUCGCCUUCCGGCUCGGCGGCAAGCGGAGACCAGGGGGGCGGUCCUGGCUUCUGGCGGGGGUCCAGCAGGCUUGGGAAUCAGACGCCCAAGGACUCGAUCUACUUGGAGAGAGUGCGGCGUUUGGAGUCGGAGAUGGAACGUGUUUCCUCUGGACUAGCGCUUGUUUCCCAGAGCGUGGAGCAGCUGUCGGAGCUGGUGGAGGUGCAAGCUAGCUUGUGUGGCGGCCUCUCCGUGCUCUGCUGCUCGUCUCGCCGUGUUGGCGUUGGCGCUACCGCGACGACAAGCGGCGGGAGGAGGAUUAGGGCGGGAGGCGGGGGAGGCCCCGCGUACUCGACCCUCGAAAUGGGCAGCCGGCGCCUGGUGGAAGGGGGAGAGUCUGAGAGCGAUGCCGCAACGCCCAUGUCGGAUAACUUGGGCCAACCCGGCAAAAGUGUUCCCGGCGACAAGGCUGUCGUGUGAUAGACAAACACUGAACGGGUGGGUUUGGUAGAUGGGGGUGCAUUUGUGUCCUCGUUCCGGAUGACUUCUGCGCCACACAUAAUGUCAGGGGGUGUUUUUUGGCUUUCGCUGUUGUUGCGGGGUUUGCCGGUGCGAAGAGCUAGCAAGGAGGCUUUGCCGCCUCUUAAUUAUUUUGUGGGCGCUUCUUCCUCCGGCGGCACACUGAUUCAUUGUUGAGUGAUUUUGCCAUGCAAGAUGAACAAUCUACUGCCCGUACAUUCGUGUGGCACAUGCUUUGCUCCU